AUGGGCAUUCCCACCAUAAAUUUCAUAGUAGUUGGCAUGGCGGCCAUGAGUUUUGCAAUACGACACAACAGGCAACGACUGCCCGAUAUUCCAAUGGCCGAGGAUCUAACUAUACCGCUACCCGGAUUCCCCUCAUUGGUUGUCCGCUUUCGAACCUUUGAAGCUCGGAAGGAAAGUAAGGGCCUCACCUUCACAAACCGCCUUUCUAUCUCUGUGGAGGAAAGCUGGGCAAUGCUUAGCAAUACUUGCCGAGAGUUGGAAGGCAAAUUUGUGGACUAUUUUGAAAGAAGCACCGAGCGGUUCAUGUUUCCCGUGGGGAUUUCCAUGCCCAGCCUGCCACCUCGGCCUGAUGCAGACCGUUGCUUGGCCUGGCUGGACAGGCAACCCGAUUGUUUUGUUGUGUUUGCGUGUUUCGGCAGUGAAUGCCCUCUCACCACCCAAGAUCUCGCUACUCUCCUGUUGGGGUUGGAGGAAAGUGAAAUUUCAUUCCUGUGUGGUCUUUUUGGCCACGCGGGGGCUGAGUUGCAGAGUGUCUAA
Cryptomeria japonica (Japanese cedar) is the source of this 537-nucleotide messenger RNA. RefSeq names its product UDP-glycosyltransferase 79B30-like. The record is from RefSeq and is a predicted model, not a curated record. NCBI's taxonomy places the organism in Eukaryota, Viridiplantae, Streptophyta, Pinopsida, Cupressales, Cupressaceae. The transcript has a single exon. Bases 1 to 537 code for a protein of 178 amino acids.